AUUGAUCGUCAUUCGCAGUAGAGUAGCACACAAUACGUUUGGGUCCAUCCCAGACCUGGAAAGUUAUGUUGAGGGCCGCUGACGCUAUCGUUGUAGACGAAAACUUUGGCCCGAAAGCGCAAGAGAAAAAAGAAAACAUGCCUGCUUUACAAAGCACUAAUAUCCUGUCCCACCAGCGGUAUUGUAUAUCGCUGGGUCCAGGGCCUCAGUGGUGCUCCGAUGAGCCCCGCGCCGCCUGUGUGUCAUUCGUGGCAGAGGGCAGCGGCGUGGGGGUUAUAACAGAGCCCCCUGUCAAUGCCAAAAGCCUGUUCACAAAGGGAGAAAACUCCGACGAGAAGGACAAUCAUCCAUCCCUCAAUCAUGUCAAUGUGAACACUUUGGUAGGAACAGCUCACCUUGCUUCAAGUGUGAGUUUUGUGGUAACGCUAGCCGAACAACUUCAGGUUACCUGGGAAACGCUUCUCACCAACGGGAAGUUAUAUGUGGAGGUACCGCCCGGAAUCCUUCCCGAGGGAUCAAAACAGAGUCUGGUAACCUUGCUGGAAUAUGCAGAGGAAAAGCUUCAUUGUGGACAUGUGAUUCUGUGCUUCAGGAAGAACCGCUCGGACAAGGCUUCCUUGAUCAGAGCCUUCAUGUUCAUGGGUUUCACCAUGGCAACUCCAGGAGACCCCCUGGUUCCCAAUGUGGCAGACCUUCUCUACAUGGUAUACACCAUUGAACCAGAGGACCUCGGCUAGACGAAAUUUGAUUGGACAACCCAGCACACAUGUAGGCACAUGAUUGGACAGUUAUCCCUGAUUCCAAACCAGAGCAUUCAGACUCUGAUUGGGGGAGUAAUACCUGUAUGGCGGGAGUUAAUUGGACGAUUGUUUUGCCACUGUGGAACUGGCUUUUGGCAUUAUGCUUAUUCUGCCCCCUAAAAACAAUUUCUUUCAAUGUAUUUAUAUUGUCGAGUUUGUUUCUAUAUUAACCAGAAGAGGUGUUCCGUAAUACCUUGGGUACAGAUUGACAUUGCGUUCACUACUGAUGAAAAUAAAAUCAAUUCAUCUGAAAAUAUCAGCAUCUGAAAUAAGACUGAGUAGAUUGUGAAAAGUAGGUUAAAGUGAGUUGAAAAUGAUCAAAGCUUACUAUGAGCACAGACAAAAUACACUAAUACGAUCAAAUGGAAAGACAAUAUCUUUGAACAAAAAUACUACGGUGAACAAAAUUGAGGGUCUGAAAUAUUUUAUGUUGGCUGAUGUGAUAUAUUUUGUGAUACAAAUACCCAAGUUUUUACAGAUACUAACUUUUUAUUUCUGUUUCCCUUUGUCACGAGUCGACACACAUUAUAUGUAUAGUUAAAAAAAAAUACAAAAAAAAAGUGAAAAAAUCCCAUAAAACUGUAAAAAAAAAGAAAAGAAGAAGAAUGGAGAAACAGGAUAGGAUACAGGACUUUGUAAAGCAGGCAUGGAGGAUCCAUGUCAUCUGUUCACGUCAUCUUUUUUUUAUUGUAGAUUUUUUUUUUCAUUCACAUUUUAAAUCCAUUGAUAAUAUGAUGUCUCGAAAACUUAUUAACUAUAAACUGAAAGGAAAAGAACAAAUCUGUAUUUAUUUACUGUACACACAAACAUCAACAUCUGAUGUCGCCAUCAAUGUUGAAAAAUUGUCCAUUGCAAGGAGUUUUGUUGACUCAUUUUUUAUCAUCAUUCAAAAUCAAGAACAAUAUCUAUAUUUGUAGUUUAGAUUUAGACACUUAUUUUUAUGAAACCAGUUGAUGUUAGGAUCCUAAUAACUAAAUUUGUCGUUCUGUUUCGAGUGCACACAUCUUUAGACUUCAUCAAUCUACCAAUGUUUUUAUGUGAAAUUUCUGUGUAAUAAAAAUUUUGAAAAUGUUA
Pecten maximus is the source of this 1874-nucleotide messenger RNA. RefSeq names its product ornithine decarboxylase antizyme 1-like. The record is from RefSeq and is a predicted model, not a curated record. Lineage: Eukaryota; Metazoa; Mollusca; Bivalvia; Pectinida; Pectinidae. Gene Ontology annotation, cellular component: nucleus; cytoplasm. Gene Ontology annotation, molecular function: ornithine decarboxylase inhibitor activity. Gene Ontology annotation, biological process: positive regulation of protein catabolic process.